AUGCCGUCCAUUACGACGCCUCCAUGGGUAGCGCAUGCUAAUGAGAAGGGCAAACGACAAGCUAUAUAUAGCUGCCAUGUAAAUCCAGCUGGCACCAAACUUGCGACUGGAAGCAUCGAUACCAAGAUCAAGAUAUGGAAUACUGAUCCAAUAUUACAUCAAGACAAGGAAGAUGAUCCCGAAGUACCAAAGUUAUUGUCCACAUUAGGAUACCAUACUGGUCCGGUCGUUUGUGUGCGAUUCUCCAACGGUGACGGUCGAUUCUUGGCUUCAGGAUCUGACGAUCAAAAGAUUCUCAUUUGGGAACUGGACCGGUAUGUAAAUGCCCCCCAGCGAUGCAAACCUGAAGUUGAACCAUGGCUACGAAACGAAUCGCAGUCGGACUCUAGUCAAGACUCAGAUGCUUCUUUGGAAAUUUCUAGAUCACCAACUGCUAUGACUGGAUUAGCUUUCGGAUCUACUGAAGGAGAAGUCAGCGUGGAAGCUUGGCGGGUUCAUAGGAGACUCGUUGGCCAUGUUUCGGAUGUACAGGACAUGGCUUGGGCUCCUGAUAAUUCAUAUCUUGCAUCAUGUGGUUUGGACAGUACAGUUAUAAUAUGGGAUGGUCAAACCUUUGAAAAAGUCAAGAAAUUGGAUGGAUUUACAGGAUUCGUCAAAGGUGUGACAUGGGAUCCUGUGGGCAAGUAUCUGGGAACACAGUCUGAUGACAAAACCACAAGAAUAUGGAGGACAUCAGAUUGGCAGGUCGAAACUGAAAUCACAGCACCUUAUGAACAUGCUGCAUCAAAUACUCUAUUUCGUCGACUGAGUUGGUCACCAGAUGGCAGCAUGAUUGUAACAGCCAAUGGAGAAAAUUGUGCUGUCUCUGUAGCUCCGGUUAUUACUCGAGAUGGUUGGAAGGCAGAUAUUAAUCUGGUCGGACAUCACCUUCCCGUUGAAGUUGCUGCAUUUAACCCAGUCCUCUUCCAAGUAUCAAGUAACGCCAGUGAUCCAAACAGUCCAAAAGUUGCAUCUGGAGUAUGUGCUGUAGGAGGACAAGAUACAAAUAUUUCCGUUUGGUGGACUGCUCGUCCUAGAUCUGCAGUAGCAACGUGUGAAGCUGCUACACAAGCCAUUGUUGAUCUGUCAUGGUCACUUGACGGAUUCACAUUGUAUGCUUGCUCCAUGGAUGGAACAGUCACCGUUUUGGCAUUUGCUGAAGAUGAACUUGGUACACCGGUACCUCAAGUAGAGAUUGACAGUGCACUCACAAGAUACGGAUACAAUCGAAAAAAGACAACCAUAGUCGAAUCAGCACGUCAAUUGGAGCUAGAGCAAGAAAAUGCUAUUGCCGACAAGGAGCAAUCAUCUGAAAGAUUAAGCAAGUUGAUGAAUGCUGCACCGUCAUCAGCUGGUGCAUCUCCAGCAAAAGAAGGAGCAGCAGCUUCAUCAUCUUCGGUGCCUGCACCAAUGCUGAAAUCGCCUUCAUUUGUCUUUCCUCGCAUGCUGACUCCUGCUGAAAAGGAAUUGAGUGCUGCUCAGACUAAGCAACAGCAGCAUGUCACUGUUAUUGCUGGUAAAAAGAGGGUACAGCCAGUUUUUCUGGGAAGUGCUCGAAAUGCAGACGAUGAUGUUGAUAUGACACCAGCCACUGCAGCACCUGAGAAUCGAUCAGCAGCUGCUUCACCAACGCGCACAGACGCCAUGAUAACGAUUAUUUCUGAUGGUGGUAUACCUGUUGCUGGUAGCAAGAAGAGAAGUUCAGGAGCAGAAGAUAGUGCAGCCAAGAAAGUUGCCAAAGAACACGUACAGUAUGUAUUACCUUCGGUCAUGGAUGCUACAAAUGUCCCUAUUCUCGGAAUACCAGCUCCAAAAGAACGUAUUUUAGCCAAGAUUGGUGAACCAUCUCGGAAUGAUGGAGAUGAUGUUUGUGUAUUGGAGAGUGUGAAUGAUAUUCGUGCAGGAUCAAGUAAAGUCACUUGCUCACGAGGUGAAGUAUCUUUAUGGCAAGACACUCUUUCAUCGGUUGUUACCAUGUUGGGAGGUAGUGAGAAGUUCUUUGCGGCGUCUUGUGCUGAUGGAUCGUUAUAUAUUUAUACUCAUGCUGGUCGAAGAUGGCUUCCUUGUAUAUCUUUAGAAGGUCCUGCUGUAUUCAUGGAUUUCUGUGGACCUUACCUGAUGUGUUUGACUUCGGCAGCUAAUGUACAUGUUUGGAAUAUCCCAGACCAGCAAUCUAUAUUAUCACGAGAAAGUGUUGCUCAACUUUUACGAACAUCCAAGCCAACCGCUACAUCAUCAACAGCAACAGCUUCAACAGCACCAAACCUAACCACAUCAACAAACACAGCAACAUUUGCGAGUGUCGUGAGUGCAACGAUACAACCAUCAGGAAUACCAACCAUCACAACCUCAGAUUCGAAUUCGUAUGCCUAUAAUCUUGGUAUGAAGGUGUGGCAAAAGAUGGGUAGAGCACAAGAUGGUAAUGUGCAAGGAGUAGCAGGAAUAUUGGCUCGACUAGCAGAGAUUCGUAAAGAAGGCGCCAGUGUCCGUGCUGCAAGACAACGAGUGUCUGCUGUGUCUCACCUUGAGGAUAUGGUUGCAUCUGCAUUAGCACUGCAGUCAGCCAAAGAAUACAAGCAUUGGUUACAUCAAUAUGUACGUAAGCUGGGAGAUGAAGGUGCCACUGCUAAAGUUGGUGAAUUGUGUGAUGAUUUGAUUGGACCACCGGAAGUUCUUGCUCUUCCUGGUCAGAGAGCAUCUACUUGGGAGCCCAUGAUACUGGGAAUGUCAAAGCGUGACUUGUUGCGUGAAUUGUUACCUACUCUCGUUACCAAGAUCAAGAUAUGGAAUAACAGAUGCAAUGCUACAUCAGACAAGGAAGAGGAUCCCGAUGUAUCAAAAAUGAUUAUCGACUUUAAUAGGACUGGUCGUUUGUAUCCUUAG
Messenger RNA from Synchytrium microbalum, 2922 nucleotides. RefSeq lists its product as uncharacterized. Bases 1 to 2922 code for a protein of 973 amino acids. Gene Ontology annotation, molecular function: protein binding; nucleosome binding. The record is from RefSeq and is a predicted model, not a curated record. Lineage: Eukaryota; Fungi; Chytridiomycota; Chytridiomycetes; Synchytriales; Synchytriaceae. Gene Ontology annotation, cellular component: HIR complex; nucleus. Gene Ontology annotation, biological process: chromatin remodeling; regulation of DNA-templated transcription; DNA-templated transcription. The transcript has 21 exons.